AAUGAACUCGUUCAUAGUUUGUCAGAGAGUUAAACAGCUUGGAAACAUCCACUUUUUAACAAACAGCCUGUAUUUAGAAGAUAUGCCUGAUCUAGAAGGACUAUAAUUAGCAAUUAUUGCUAAAGGUAUGCAGGGGUAACACCAUGAAGACACUUAAAAUCUGUUCUAUAAUACAGCAGUGAAGGAUUUAAGUGCCGAAAUGUGAUUCCUUAGUACAGAACGAAUCUACAUUCUGUAAUACAAGGUAAGUCACUUAAAUUCACUUCACUUCAAAAGGUGAGCUUACUUGUACUAAAUGGCACAACACACACACACACACACACACAGAUCAGGAAUGUGAAUUAUGCCCUGGUCAGAAUGGGCAGAGAAGAUUCUGAUUGGCUGAGGGGGCUGUCAGCAUUGAGUUUUGAAGCUUGUAGUCAGAUUAGAUGAGAGAAUGAGAACCGUGGCAGUAAAAAGACAGAUCAAGAUAGCAAGAAGGACUCACUUUAAGCCUUGAGAAAAUCCAUCAUGACACUCACUGAGAUUAUCUUCAUCUUGACCGGGACUUGCACCAUCCUGGUUUUUGGACGAAAACUAGUCUGCCUUCUUAUGAUGCUUGCCCCAGAGUUUUUCUGUCCUCUUCCUGAGUCUUUUUUCACCUCUCUGGGGAAAUGGGCAGUGGUCACUGGAGGGUCAGAUGGAAUAGGCAGAGCAUAUGCAGAAGAGCUUUCAAAACUAGGUAUGGGCGUGAUUGUCAUCAGCAGAAAUCAAGAGAAGCUUGACAGAGCAGCCAGAAAGAUCGAGCUCACUACAGGAGGGAAAGUCAAAGUAAUAGCUGCUGACUUCACCAAAGAUGAUAUAUAUGGAUGCAUUAAAGAAAACAUUGAGGGUCUGGAUAUUGGUAUUUUAGUGAACAACGUUGGGAUUCUGCCCAGCCAAAUACCCUGCAAGCUACUUGAAAUAUCUGAUUUGGAAGAAAGAAUACAUGAUGUUAUCAACUGCAAUGUAAAAGCCAUGGUUAAGAUGUGCAGAAUUGUGCUACCAGGAAUGCAGCAAAGAGGAAGAGGAGUCAUUCUGAAUGUGUCUUCUGGCAUAGCCAAAAUACCCUGCCCCAUUUACACCUUGUAUGCAGCAUCAAAGGUUUUUGUUGAGAGAUUUUCACAAGGUCUUCAAGCAGAAUAUAAAUCCAAGGGAAUUAUUAUUCAGACAGUGGCUCCAUUUGGGGUUUCAACAUCAAUGACAGGACAUCAGAAGCCAGAUAUGGUUACAUUCACAGCUGGAGAGUUUGUGAGGAGCUCAUUGAGGUAUCUGAAGGCUGGUGAUCAAACAUAUGGCAGCGUCACUCAUACCAUGUUGGGCGGGAUUGUGCAGUCCAUUCCCACCUGGGUCCUGCAGAGUGAAUCGUUUCAGCAUUACUUUAAGAAAUAUGUGAAGGAAAGGGUUAGAAGCCAGGAGUUGUCAUUCUCUAAAUAUGUAAACACUCCUGGGCAAAAAAUGGGCCAAGCCAAAAAUGGCCAAACACUAAGCUUUUAAUUGUCUUAAAGGGAGAGUUCACCCAAAACCUGUACGAGUUUCUUUCUGCUGUUGAACACAAAAGAAGAUAUUUUGAAGAAUGUUGGUAGCCAGACAGUUGACAGCAGUAGCCAUUUACUUCCAUAGCAGGCAAAAAAAAAAAAAGGGAAGUCAAUGGCUACCGUGUUACUAAAAUUGUUCAAAAAAUCUUCUUUUGUGUUCAACAGAAGAAAGACACUCGUACAUUUUUUGGAACAACAUGAGGAAGGUGAGUAAAUAAUGACACAAUUUUCAUUUUUGGGUGAACUAUCCCUUUAACCACAAAUUAUUGGUCAGGAAAUUAGCAAAAAUUUAAGCAAAUGCACUACUUAAAAAGCCAUCACUGUCUCAAAAAAACAUCAAAGAUAGAAUGAAGUUUUUGGUGGAAUAAUGAAUCACAAUAAAACACAAGUUGCAUAGUGAUGCUCCAGAGCAGUGUCUUCAAUAAUCUGCUGAGAAAUAUAAUUUUAAAUGCAUCUCUAUCACCAUGAAGCAUGGAGGAAGAGCUGUCAUUGUGUGGGGAUCCUUUUUAGCUGCUUGUAUUGGUGAGCUAUUCACUGUGAAAAGUCAUUUAAUGCUUUGGAGAACAGGAGAAUAUUGCAGAAUGGUUUGCUUUCCGCAAAUCAAAAGUUAUUAUAUAAAGAGGAAUGAUCAGAUGAAGAAUAUGGUCAUGCUUAAAUUGCAAAGACAACCAAGAAGUGGCUUCAGAACAAGUCUAUCAGGCUCAUGUUUUGGCCUGGUCAGAUCCCAGAUUUGAACCCUAAAGUGAGUAUUUGUCUCGCAUUAAACUCAAAUGAACUGGGAGAAAAUUUUCAGCCACUCACGAACUGUUUAAAGCCAUUAACAUUGAGUGGAACAACACUGACUCUUCCUGUAAAAAGCUGUCUGCAAGUUGGGAAAGGCUAUUCCAUGCUGUUACUUUAUCCACAGUAUUUGUGCAAUUCUUGCUAAUUUCCUGACCAGUGAUUUUGUAAUUAAUAUCGUUAAGACUAUUUAAAAACCACUAAAUAUUUUGGCAUUUUUGACUCGGCCCUUUUUUUGCCCAGGACUGUACAGUAUUGAGCAUUUGAUACUUAAACACCACAACUGUUAUGUCAAUUGUGAUAAUACUGUAUGUAAAAAUAUUAGACUGCAAAAGAAAGUGAGAGGACAAAACAACUGACAGGCCUCCAUCCACAGUCCUUCAAAAUAUGCCAUAUCAGUGUUGACAAUGGAAUAUAAUAAUUAUUAAUCAUAAUCAUAUCAGUAGACAGGAGAUAGUUGAGCAGAACUGACCUUGAUAACAUUAACAGAAGGUCAGUCUCACAAGAUUAGAAAAUGUUUGGUCUUAUUUAAAGAGCCUUUGAAAGAUCCACACUUAAACAGUUUUUUGGCGCCACAUAGUGGUUAAACGCACUUUAACGUGAUCUUUAAAGCUUGAAUGUAAUGCGCUUUUUGUGUUGUCAUUAUCCCAUUAUUUUGACUUUUAUGUGAAUAAUCACUCUGUAGCUGCAACGAUAUGUGGAUAGCACUACAAGAACGCACAUUUUUUAUUUAUAUGGAUAUACAUAACAUAUUUUAGAACAAUUUUAAAAGCAGUUACAAGUAAAUAUCCCCCACCCAUUAGAAACGAGGCAUCAGAGAGGAAAAAAUAGUUCAUUUCGCAUUUGAAGAACCCUCUGAGAAAUAAUUGGGCACUUUUAAAACAUCUACUAUGAUAUAAUAACAUAUUUGCAAUAUACAAGAUGUUAAGGCUGGAAUACACUACACGACUUUUUGUCCCGAUUUGGACAAGUCACCGCUGCCAAAAGUCAGAGUCAGUCUUUGGAUUGGAGAUGACCAAUUUCACCGAAAAAUAAUUUUCCCCAGUAACAGACAUUACACACUUCACCACACUACACACUUAUGGAUCUUCCUGCAGCAGUCACUGCAGUUAAAGGAUUAGUUCACUUUCAAAUUGAAAUUUCCUGAUAAUUUA
Molecule: messenger RNA, 3490 nt
Organism: Megalobrama amblycephala (Wuchang bream)
Lineage: Eukaryota; Metazoa; Chordata; Actinopteri; Cypriniformes; Xenocyprididae
Gene: hsd17b3
Product: hydroxysteroid (17-beta) dehydrogenase 3
Exons: 11
Coding region: 511-1515 (334 amino acids)
Cellular component (GO): endoplasmic reticulum
Molecular function (GO): testosterone dehydrogenase (NADP+) activity
Source: RefSeq, a predicted model, not a curated record